AUGCCAAUACCAAUACCGACCAAUAUCGACCAAUACCAAUACCAAUACCAAUACCGACCAAUACCAAUACCACCCAAUACCAAUACCACCAAUACCAAUACUAACCCAAUACCAAUACUAUUGGUAUUGAAAGUAUUGGUAUUGUUACAUCCCUACAAAGGGAUAACUUUGCACAACGCUUUACUGCAAUUUCGAAGUGAUUUCAUGGCAUCCAAUCAACAUACAAGACAAUCAUGGGAAUCGUCAACUACACCUGAAUCAGCGUACAAACCCGAUCAUCCAUAUGGUCAUGAGGAUCGAACAGGUGUCGGUUUGAACAAAACUGCCGUUAGACAUUGUGAAUCACGUAAUCAAGACGAUCCGAUGCGGCUUACUGACAAAAAUGCAUAUGGUUUCAAGACCAUGGUCAGCACGACAAAUGCAACUAGUGAACGUGCAUUCGUUGGAAGAAAUAAUGAACCAGCAGGCGUGACACGUCAGUAUAUCGGUGAGAUCAAUGGCCAACCAGCUGGUGCGUAUGCGAGCGAUCGCGGUAUGGGUCCACGUAUCAACACUACCUUUACACCGGAUGAAACAAAAGGCUUUAAAAGAAUCUAA
Messenger RNA from Adineta ricciae, 597 nucleotides. The record is from the annotation of a GenBank genome assembly. NCBI's taxonomy places the organism in Eukaryota, Metazoa, Rotifera, Eurotatoria, Adinetida, Adinetidae.